Molecule: messenger RNA, 1005 nt
Organism: Hansenula ciferrii
Lineage: Eukaryota; Fungi; Ascomycota; Saccharomycetes; Phaffomycetales; Wickerhamomycetaceae
Gene: GAP2
Product: type I glyceraldehyde-3-phosphate dehydrogenase
Exons: 1
Coding region: 1-1005 (334 amino acids)
Biological process (GO): glucose metabolic process
Molecular function (GO): NADP binding; oxidoreductase activity, acting on the aldehyde or oxo group of donors, NAD or NADP as acceptor; NAD binding
Source: RefSeq, a predicted model, not a curated record
AUGGCUAUCACAGUUGGUAUUAACGGUUUCGGUCGUAUUGGUCGUUUAGUCCUAAGAAUUGCUCUUUCAAGAAAAGAUAUUCAAAUUGUUGCAAUUAAUGAUCCAUUCAUUGCACCAGAAUAUGCUUCAUAUAUGUUUAAAUAUGAUUCUACUCAUGGUCGUUAUUCAGGUGAAGUUUCUCAUGAAGGUGAAAACAUUGUUAUUGAUGGUAAAAAAAUCAGAGUUUAUCAAGAACGUGAUCCAGUUAAUAUCCCAUGGGGUAAAGAUGGUGUUGAUUAUGUUAUUGAUUCAACUGGUGUUUUUAAAGAAUUAGAUUCUGCUCAAAAACAUAUUGAUGCCGGUGCUAAAAAAGUUGUUAUUACUGCUCCAUCAUCAACUGCUCCAAUGUUUGUUGUUGGUGUUAAUGAAGAUAAAUAUACUCCAGAUUUAAACAUUAUUUCAAAUGCUUCAUGUACAACAAAUUGUUUAGCUCCAUUAGCUAAAAUUAUUAACAAUAAAUUUGGUAUUGAAGAAGGUUUAAUGACUACUGUUCAUUCAAUUACUGCUACUCAAAAAACUGUUGAUGGUCCAUCUCAUAAAGAUUGGAGAGGUGGUCGUACUGCUUCAGGUAAUAUUAUUCCAUCAUCAACUGGUGCUGCUAAAGCUGUUGGUAAAGUUAUUCCAGAAUUGGCUGGUAAAUUAACUGGUAUGUCUUUAAGAGUUCCAACUGUUGAUGUUUCAGUUGUUGAUUUAACUGUUAAAUUAUUAAAAGAUGCCACUUAUGAUGAAAUUAAAGCUGCUGUUAAAGAAGCUGCUGAAGGUCCAUUAAAAGGUGUUGUUGGUUAUACUGAAGAUCAAGUUGUUUCUUCAGAUUUCUUAACUGAUAACAGAUCAUCAAUUUUUGAUGCUGAAGCUGGUAUUUGGUUAUCACCAAGAUUUGUUAAAUUAAUUGCUUGGUAUGAUAAUGAAUAUGGUUACUCUACCAGAGUUGUUGAUUUAUUAGAAUACGUUGCUUCAAAGAACUAA